Molecule: messenger RNA, 9842 nt
Organism: Mirounga angustirostris (Northern elephant seal)
Lineage: Eukaryota; Metazoa; Chordata; Mammalia; Carnivora; Phocidae
Gene: SEMA4A
Product: semaphorin 4A
Exons: 14
Coding region: 3191-5539 (782 amino acids)
Biological process (GO): positive regulation of cell migration; neural crest cell migration; semaphorin-plexin signaling pathway
Cellular component (GO): plasma membrane
Molecular function (GO): chemorepellent activity; semaphorin receptor binding
Source: RefSeq, a predicted model, not a curated record
CUGCCCUCCCACCUCUAACCCCCAGAGCUAGAUCUCCACCCCGGACCAGAAAGCUUGGCAGGAAGAGGCUACUAUUUGAUGUGAUCUAGGGGUCGUGGGGAAAGAGUCCCCAGAGGAGGUGGACCCUGGGGUGGGGGACAGGGUUGAACUCAGCACUGUUGCUAUUAGGGGGUCCCCAGGCUGGGGAGAAAGGAGCUGAGGGACCCCCCCAUUGGGGCUAUGCAAUGUCACGGCCCCUAAGGCCUUGUCCCUUCUUACCACCCCCCCAGCUGUACUUCCCCUGCGGGCCCUGGUUUCUUCACUGGGGCAGGGAAGAGGGAGGUGGGGCCCUGUCCGAGGGGAGCUUGCUACAUCGUCUGCCGGCCUGGUGCAAAAGGAAGAUGUGGGGCGGUCCUGUGUUCAGAAAGGGUCAGCCGCCUUCGGGACGGCAGCAGGAGAGCAUCAGAUCCUGCGUGGGCCCUUCCCUGUGGGGGCUCCUGUGACUGCCCAGGUCACGUGCCCCUGAAACCAGCCUGGCGGUGGGGCUCCCCAGCUGCAGCGGGGCCACGGCUUCGGGUCCCGGCGUCUGACUCCGGGGCCUCCCGUGCAGGAGGGGCAGUGGCGGGGCAGGGUGCCCUAGCUCCCCGUCAGGCUCUUCCAAAGACCUUGCCGGCCCUGCUGGAUGUGGGGCUCGGGCCUUGACCCGACGGCCAGAGAGGUUUCUGUUCCCUCUUGAGUCGGGAGUCCCCUGAGAUACAUGCUCUCAGCCCAGAAGAGCUGAGCUUGCCGCCCCCCACCCCCACCCCCCGGGGAGCUGUCUGCCCCGUCCAAGUGGCCCAGAGCUAAGGGAGGACCGCAGGAGUCAGCCCUCCCCAGACACUGGGUGGCCAAGGGAUUCGUUUUAGGCAGAUCUGAGUCUAACUUGGCUUCUCCCUGUGUAGCCUCCCUGAGCUUCACUCUCCUCUCCUGUGAAAUGGGACCACGGUGGUGACUAGCUGCUAAAAUUCUUGGGUGGACCAAAGCUUAAUAAUGCAAACUAUUCAUGUUGGCUGGAGGGCCUGGGAAAGUUGACCCGGCCGGAAGGAAAAUUCCUGGGUCUCUGGGGAAGGAGGACGUGGGACUGGCAUGUUGAAUAGAACACUUCCAGAGGCAGAAACGGGGCGUCGGGCUGAGAGCAUGGGGCUGGAGCUGCCUCCCCCACGUGCCCCCCCCCCCCCCCCCGUCAGAACUCCUCCCUGUGACCCAGAUAAGCUAAUCUGUUCAAGCAGAGAGGCCCAGGGCCAGGGCAGGUCCCAGUCUGGGCUGGGAGGUGGGGAGGCGCAGAAGGUGGGGUCCAGGUGGGAGUUUCCCGGGACUCCGAGAGUCUUUGAAAGACUUUCCCUAGCGGCUUGGCCCCCGGCUUCUCCCAAGGACCUGGCCACCAGCCUCCGUGAAAGUCUGGGAGAGUCGACACAGUUGUCAGGAGGGGUCUGGCUGAGACCAACCCCCAGGCGAAUGGAGGGGAAAUGGGAGCAGAGGGGCAAGGAAAGAGGGCGAGGGGCCCUGACAGGGGAAUCUAGGGAGCGACCUGGGCUACACGGUGACCAGUGGGAUGGCAGGACGGGAAGGGCUCCCUGCCUGAGGAACGGGCAUGAGAAGGACUUGGGCCGCCGGCUGGAGCAGGUCAGCCCUGCGAUGGCUGGUGCUUUCAAACCAGCAGCCAGCCAGUUUCGGGCUGAGUGGGCCGGAAACUACCCACUUUAUAGGUUGUGAGGCCUCGGUGCUAGACGCCUCAUUAGCGCUGCGUUAUGACGGGGCUCCCCCUGGGGCCUCCAGGGGCAGGUGAGCCACCACCACUGGGGGGUUGGGUGCCUCAGCAGCAUGUCCCCGAGGGGUGAGCUCAGAUGGGACACGUUCUGGGCCUCCGCCCGGCCUGCUGCUGGCCCGGGAGUGACGGGCACCAGGCUGCAGAGGGACGCGGUCAGCACGGCCGCGGGUGAGAGCCGAAGACAGCUGCUGCCGUCUCUCAGGACUGCGGCCCAGCUGGAAGUGGAAGUUUGAAGGUUAGACCACUGUAGGCACUUCCGAGUCCUGAGCAGUGAAGAGACCUCAUCUUGUGGGUGAGCCAAAAGAGGAACAGAGAUGGUGUCACGUCUCCUAUCUGUGAGGGCUUGAGCAAGAGAAGUCACUCCUGGGCUGGUCAGACGGGAUGUGGCAUGACAGAGGGCAGAGGGGUAGCUGACAUGACCUAGAAAUGUUCUGGCCUUUUCAACUUUCUGGAUGGAUGGAGAGAGAGAGGAGGGAGGCCGAGGCGAGUCUCCUUUCAUUGCCCGCCCAACCCCACCCCCAGUUCCGCCCAAGCCAGGGAUCUGUCAGGACUCGAGAGGUGGAAAUUCUGGUUUUCCAGAGCUCCCAGUGCUGGCUCUGGCACUAUGGGUACCUGGAGGGCCGUGCUCCCGGCCCAGCCGGGCUGAGCCCUCCGUUACCCACCUCCGGGGCCUGGGGACCCCCUCCAUCCCAGAGUCCGGACACCCGGGGUUCUGCUCUGUGGCUGGCUCAAGGGUAUGUGGGAUGAGGCGGGUGGCUGGAGGUUGACGGUCCUGGGGACACGGAUGCAGCCACCCAGGGGGACAGAGCCCAGGGAGAGGGCCAACUGCAGGAGGUCCGGGCAGUGCUGGGAGCCUGCCUGGCCCCGCAUCGCCUCCCUGCAAGGAGAGGGCCAGGUAGGCCUGGGCAUCGAAGACCUGUGCCCGGCUGGGGCGAGGGGAGAGGUCAGAGCAAGCCGACUCAGGCCUGCCUAGGUCAUCGGAGGGCAGGGGUGAGAGUGCGGCACCAGGGUGUCCACAGAUCUGAAAGUGCCGGGAGACAUGGGUCCGAUUAACCUAUAUUUUAAGUGCAGGGAUCUGCUCUUCCCGGGGCCAGGCAAGGGUUUAGGUUCUGGGCUACGGGGAAGGGAAGGAAAGGAGUAGACAGCAAGAAGGACUUCCUGAGAGUAAGGAGAGAAAAGGCAGAGCAGGGCCAGUGGUGGCCAGAGAUCAGAAGGACAGGCCUGAUGGCAGGACUCUGACCCCGAGGCGAGCGUGAGGCAGCCGGCUGGCGCCUGUGCAUGAUGGAAGCGAGACUCUGAGGGCACUCUGUAAAGGAAACUGUCCCCUCCCCGGCACCCCCACCCCCACCCCCACUUCUGCUGCCUGGGGCUCUCCCAUUGGUCCCUGGGGGGGAUGUGGUGAGGAUGGCUCCCCCAGGGAGUGCCUGGGUGCCUGUUUCCUCAGAGCCAUCUGGUGACAGCCUCCGGCUGAGCAUGGCCCUCCUGGCCCUGGGCCGGGACCCUUGGAGUCUCCUGGGCCUUUUCCUCUCCCAGCUGUUUCUGCCGCUGCCGCCGACUGCAGGGGCCAGUGGGCAGGAGCCCCUGCCCAGGAUCACGUACCGUGCAGGGGAGGGACGCAGGGCUCUCAGCCUCUUCCACCAGAAGGGCCUCCAGGAUUUCGACACUCUGCUCUUGAGUGGUGACGGAGGCACUCUCUAUGUGGGGGCUCGAGAGGCCAUUCUGGCCUUGGAUAUCCAGGACCUGGGGAUGCCAAAGCUGAAGAGCAUGAUACCCUGGCCAGCCAGUGACCGAAAAAAGAGUGAGUGCGCCUUUAAGAAGAAGAGCAAUGAGACCCAGUGCUUCAACUUUAUCCGUGUCCUGGUCUCUUUGAACGCCACCCACCUAUAUACCUGUGGCACCUUCGCCUUCAGCCCCGCUUGUACCUUCAUUGAACUCCAAGAUUCCUACCUGUUGCCCAUCUCCGAGGACAAGGUUGUGGAGGGGAAAGGCCAAAGCCCCUUUGACCCUGCCCAUAAGCACACGGCUGUCUUGGCAGAUGGGAUGCUCUAUUCUGGCACCAUGAACAACUUCCUGGGCAGCGAGCCCAUCCUGAUCCGCACGCUGGGACCCCAGCCCGUCCUCAAGACCGACAAUUUCCUCCGCUGGCUGCAGCCGGACGCCUCCUUCGUGGCAGCCAUCCCUUCGACCCAUUUCGUCUACUUCUUCUUCGAGGAGACAGCCAGCGAGUUCGAGUUCUUCGAGAAGCUCCACACGUCCCGGGUGGCCAGAGUCUGCAAGAACGACGUGGGCGGGGACAAGCUGCUGCAGAAGAAAUGGACCACCUUCUUGAAGGCCCAGCUGCUAUGCUCGCAGCCCGGGCAGCUGCCCUUCAACGUCAUCCGCCACGCCGUCCUGCUGCCCGCCGCUGCCUCCGCCGAGCCCCGCGUCUAUGCGGCCUUCAGCUCUCAGUGGCAGAUCGGUGGGACCAGGAGCUCUGCUGUCUGUGCCUUCUCCCUCAAGGACAUCAAGCGUGUCUUUGAGGGCAAGUACAAGGAGUUGAACAAAGAGACUUCACGCUGGACUACUUAUGGGGUCCCCGAGAUCAGUCCCCGACCAGGCAGCUGCUCCGUGGGCCCCUCCUCUGACAAAGCCUUGACCUUCAUGAAGGACCAUUUCCUGAUGGAUGAGCAGGUGGUGGGGACACCCCUGCUGGUGAAGUCUGGUGUGGAGUACACGAGGCUUGCGGUGGAGACAGCCCAGGGCGUCGAUGGGCAGAGCCAUCUGGUCCUCUACCUGGGCACCGCCACAGGCGCCCUCCACAAGGCUGUGGUCAGUGGGGACGGCAGUGCUCAUCUGGUGGAGGAGAUCCAGCUGUUCCCUGAUCCCGAACCUGUCCGCAACCUGCUGCUGGCCCCUGAACAGGGCGCAGUGUUUGCGGGCUUCUCAGGGGGCAUCUGGAGGGUUCCCCGAGCCAACUGCAGCGUCUAUGGGAGCUGUGUGGACUGUGUCCUGGCCCGGGACCCCCACUGUGCCUGGGACCCCGAGUCCGGAACCUGCCGUCUCCUGCCCACCCCCAUCCCGAAGUCCUGGAGACAGGACACGGAACAAGGGAAUCCAGGGUGGGCAUGCGCCACUGGCCCCGUGGGCAGGAGCCUCCAUCCUCAAAGCCGCCCCCAAAUCAUUAAAGAAGUCCUGGCUGUCCCCAACUCCAUCCUGGAGCUCCCCUGCCCCCACCUCUCGGCCCUGGCCUCCUACCACUGGAGUCGGGGCACGGCCAAGCUCCCAGAAGCCUCUUCGGCGGUCUUCAACGGCUCCCUGGUGCUGCUGCUGCAGGGUGGGGUGGGGGGUCUGUACCAGUGCUGGGCCAUGGAGAAUGGCUUCUCGUACCCUGUGGUGUCCUACUGGGUGCACAGCCAGGAUCAGCCCCUGGCCCUGGACCCCGAGCUGGGGGGCAUUCCCCGGGAGCGUGUGGAGGCCCCACUGACCAGGGUUGGUGGCGGGGCCGCCCUGGCUGCCCAGCGGUCCUACUGGCCCCACUUCCUCACAGUCACUGUGCUCCUGGCCUUAGUGCUUUCAGGAGCCCUCCUCAUCCUCCUCGCCUCCCCAGUGGGGGCUCUCCGAGCCCGGGGCAAGGUGCAGGGCUGUGGGACCCUGCCCCCGGGGGAGAAGGCCCCCCUGAGCCGGGAGCAGCACCUCCAACUUCCCAAGGAACGCAGGCCGUCUGCCAGCGAUGUGGACGCUGACAACAACCACCUGGGCACCGAGGUGGCGUAGACUCUGGGCGCAGGCUGCCGCCGCGUAGAGUAGGGCAGGCGCCCGCCGCGCUGCUGGGGGACCUGGGGCAGCGCAGCCCUGAGGGUGGGGGGGGACACAGAACACCACCUUCCCACCUUGUCACUGGUGGCCCUCAGCGGGGCUGGACCCAGCAGCCUGACCCCCCGUGGGCCUCCCCUCCACCGCGCACAUGGGCCCUCCAACGGGCCGUCCCAGGCCUGGACCAAACAAGAAGACCUAGAGUGGAUCCCUCCAGAAACAUACUGCUCCAGGAGCCCCUAAAACACGAGACUGCUCCGGGCCCCUGUGGUAACGAAGCCCAAGGUAUACACGAGUGGGCACGCCGCUGCCCGCCGUCCCUGGAGAGCCCCCCCCGCCGGGGGCAGCAGCCACCCCCACGGACACCAAGGCUCCACUGUCCCAGGGCCCUGCAGGGAGCUGCCCUGUCCUGCCCCCUUGUCCGCUGAGCACCGCUGACUCCCGGCAAGUGACCACCUUCCUUCUUGUUUCAGUUGGGGCAGACUGUGACCCCCUGCUGUGCUUGAGGAACAGGGCUAAUCUGAGCCUUGUUCCCGCCUCUCCUCUGGCUGACCUCUUCAGCCCCCUCCUCUCCCCUUUCCUUUAUUUUGGGAUUCAGAAGACCGCUUGUCACAGACAGUUUAUUUUUUAUUAAAAUAAAAAGACAAAGCUCACGACUGGUGCGGUUUCUGUGGGAGCCGAAUGCUGCAGCAGAGGACCGCAGGGCGGAGGGCCUCAGCGGGGAGGAGCUCCAGGUUUGUGGGGCCCAGCUGCCUCCAAGGGCAAACCACCUGCCCUGCCACCUGCCCGCCCAGAACCAACCCCGCGGUGCUUUCCUCAUCCAUCGCCGCUCCCCGCAGCUGCUGGCCCCACGGUCCCCGCUCCCCUCUUGGUGGACUGAAUUUACGGAGCAACCAGACCGUACAGCCACCCCCAGCCUGGCCACCCCCUUCCCCCCGAUCUGACGAUCUGACUAGCUGCGCUCUGUGCACACCCCUGUGUGGAGGCUUCCCAGAGGCUCCUCUCCGCAGAGACCCCAGCAUUGCCCUCACCCUACCAUCCCCCUCUCCCACCAGCCCCUGCGCUGGGUGUUCUCUGCAGGGUCCAAAGAAAGGAGAACGCUGCACCCCGCCCCCUCCACUGGCUCUCUUUCCCCAUUCUUACCAACACCCAGAGGGGGUCCUUUCUGGCUGCCUGCCCAUGGCUCCCCCAGAGAGGCCCUCGCCCCCUUGCAUGCCCUGUGCUCUGGCUUUCUCCCCUACCUCUCUGCAAAAACGACUCUCUGAAGCUACCCAUAAGCCCCACCGGGCCUUGAUCUCUGUGCCACCUUCACACUUGGCCACUGUAUUCCCAUAACUCUCUUUCUCUGGGGCUUCUUUUUAAAAAAUGUUUUUAUUUUUAACAUGGCACAAAGCAAACAAUGUGUACUUCAUGUAAGCGGAAUCACACAGUAUUUGGCCUUCGGCAACUGGCUUUUUUCACUCCCGUAACAUCCUCAAGGUUCAUCCAUGUUGGCGGACUUCCUUCCUUGUUGGGGGCUGAACACUCUGCCGCUGUAGGUACGUUCCGCAGCUUCUUCACCUGUUCACAUGCUGGGGGACACUCAAGUUGUCGCACUUCCUGGCUACGGUGAACACUGCUGAAGAGGUCUUGUGGGGGACAGUGCAUUGCCUGCCCUUCUAGCUACUGCUUACCUCCACUUGGACACACCACAGACAUCUCUAAUGCAACAUGUCCCAAAUUCAAUUUAUCAUCCCCUCCAAACCUGCUCUCUCUCCCAUGUUCCCCUAUGCUAGCUAAUCACACUGCAACGUGGAGGCUUGGGGCUCACCCAGCACUUCCUCUCUCCCACCCCUCCACUCCAUUGGCUGGGUCCCCACCCCAUCUCCUCCUCCUCCUCGCUUGCCUGGGAAUUCCUCAGAACCUCUGCAGUCCCAACAGGUCCUGACCACCUCACCAAGGCAACCAGAGCCGACCCCUAACCUGUCUCAUCCACCUUUCUGCCACUCGCAUCCAGACUCCAUUCUCUGGCCUGGGUCAAGAGGAACUUACUAAAAAAAAAUUUCUGCCUAAAAUUUGAAGUGGCUAGGGGAGCCUGGGUGGCUCAGUUGGUUGAGCGUCCGACUCUUGAUUUCAGCUCAGGUCAUGAUCUCAGGGUCGUGAGAUGGAGCCCUGGGUCCGUGCUCUGCAGGGGGUCUGCUUGAGGUUCUUUCUCUUCCUCUCCCUCUGCCCCUCCCCCUGCUCGUGCACACACGUGCUCUCCCUUUCCCUCUCUCAAAUAAAUAAACAAAUUUUAAGAAAAAAAAAAAAACUUGAAAUGGCUUUUCAUUCACUCCAGAGUAAAGAACUCCAGAAUAACCUCCUGGGACAGUGUGCCUUUCCUCUAGUCGCUCCAUACACACCUUGCACCACAUGCUCACCAAGGCUGAGCACCUUGUACUGUUUUCCGGAAACCUUUACUGAGUGCCCAGCAUCAUUUCAGGCCUUGGUGACACAGAGAUGAACAGACAACCUGCCUAACGGAACUAACAGUGAGGUUCCUUGAGGCAUGCUGUUUCUUCCACCUGGGACAUCAUCCCCUCUGGAUUCUUCUCAAACCUAUCACACCGUCAGUGCCCUAUGUACACCUCACUAUAAUCCCUUUUAUACACUGUUGCUGCUUCAUUGGGUUUCUGUGUGCCUGGACAAUACUCUCAAUGCUGAAAUCCUUUCAUUCAUUCAAAUAUUUACUGAGCACCUCCUAUGUGACAGGCACUGUCAGGCACCGAUGGCACACUAAUGAACAAAGCAGACACAGUUCUUGUGGUCAUAGAGCAUACAUCCUAGUGUGGGAGACAGAUGACAGAAAUAAGUCAAACAGGUAGGGUGCAUUAGAUGGUGAUGUGCUGGAAAAGAAAAAAUUGAGUUGCAGAAAGAAGGUUGAGUGGAAGGAGUGUCUACAGUUUUAAAUAGGAGAUUCAGAGUAGGUCUCAUUGAUAAGGUGAAGCUUGAACAACGAAACAAUGGAGUAAAUGAAAGAAAGUACAGGCUAUGUGGAUGCCUGCAGGAAAACUUCCAGACAUAAGAAGAAGCCGGUGCAAAGGCCCUGAGGCAGGAGUGAGAGUAUUGGAUGAAGGGAGAAAGAUACUGGGUGUGCAGGGUCGGGGGGAGAUUGUAGGACCCUGUAGGCCUUUGCCAUUGUAGAUAUUGGCUUUUACUCCGAAUAAAUGGGGAACUGCUGGAGCAUUUCUAACAGAUGAGGGGACAUGAUCUGACCUAGAAUUUAAAAGCGUCACCCUGGCUGCUGUCUUCUGAUUAGAACAUAGCAGAAGCAAGAGUGGAAGCAAAGAAACCGGUGAGGUAGCUUCUGGAGUCACCCAGGUGAGAGUGGUGGCUGAGGCCAGGCAGGCAGUGUGGAGGUGGUAGGAAAUGGCCAAGCUCCGGCCACAUUUUUGAGAUGAAGCCCAUGGUGUCUGAUGACCGGCUGCAUGUGAUGGGCGAGAAACGGAAAGCGUGCAAGGAUGUCCCCAGAUACUUGGUCUGUUCAAACGGAAGAGGGGACUUACCAAUGAACCGAUGGAAGGAAAAGAAUGUCUAUUCAAGUCCUUUGUCCAUUUUUAAAUGGGUUGUUUGUCUUUUGUUGUUGAGUUGUGGAAAUACCUCAUUUGAAAUGAACCGACUCUCCACCCCAGGCUUUCCAGUCGCUCAUUUAAAGAGCUCUUCCUGGGGUGCCUGGGUGGCUCAGUUGGUUAAGCGACUGCCUUCGGCUCAGGUCAUGAUCCUGGAGUCCCGGGAUCGAGUCCCGCAUCGAGUCCCGCAUCGGGCUCCCUGCUCGGCAGGGAGUCUGCUUCUCCCUCUGACCCUCCUCCCUCUCAUGUUCUCUGUCUCUCAUUCUCUCUCUCUCAAAUAAAUAAAAUCUUUAAAAAAUAAAAUAAAAUAAAGAGCUCUUCCUCUCCUUUUAAAUCCAAAUAUAGGUAGCUUCAGAGCCGGACGAGACCCUAAUGUCACUCACUCCACCUCCAGGAUGGCCCCUAUUCCUGCAAUUUUUUGAGUUCUCAAACCUCAAAAUCGGUUGCCUAACCUCAGUCCUUCCUGCUGCACAUUGGCCUGUUUGGCACCACAGACGAGAAAAGUUACGCAAAAAUUACAGAUUAGAUUGGAAGUUAGAUUUCCAAUAGACCCGAAACACAAGGUAACCCAUUUACAACGGGAUCCUCAAGAAGGCCCAGGUGACUUGGCUCCUGAGCACCGAGAAAGGACACGCACGCGCCGUAGAACUGAGGGCAUGACGAGGCCCACGAAGGCG